Messenger RNA from Pelmatolapia mariae (spotted tilapia), 1547 nucleotides. RefSeq names its product CUB and sushi domain-containing protein 1-like. Bases 188 to 1039 code for a protein of 283 amino acids. Lineage: Eukaryota; Metazoa; Chordata; Actinopteri; Cichliformes; Cichlidae. The record is from RefSeq and is a predicted model, not a curated record. The transcript has 9 exons. Gene Ontology annotation, cellular component: cytoskeleton.
UCCUGGUAUCCCAGUGAAUGGUCGUCGCCAUGGCAGCAGCUUUUCCAUUGGCUCUCGUGUGUCAUUUACAUGUGACCCGGGAUACACACUUAGCGAUCAGGAGCCAAUUGUUUGCGAGCAGAAUCAUCAGUGGAGUCAUGCUCUUCCCAGUUGUGAUGCUCUUUGUGGAGGUUAUGUUUAUGGUAAAAUGGGAACAAUUCUGUCUCCUGGCUUUCCUGACUUCUACCCCAAUUCUCUAAACUGCACCUGGACCAUAGAAGUGUCCCAUGGAAAAGGAGUCCAUUUGGUUUUCCACACUUUCCAUCUGGAAGAGAACCAUGACUACUUGUCAAUCACAGAGGAUGGCAAUUUUCAGGUUCCGGUAGCUCGACUCACUGGCUCCGUGCUGCCUCCUAGUGUUAAAGCUGGACUCUAUGGGAACUUCAGCGCUCAGCUACAGUUUAUUUCAGAUUUUUCCAUGAGUUACGAAGGAUUUAAUAUCACUUUCUCAGAGUAUGACUUGGAGCCAUGUGAGGGUCCUGGUGUACCAGCAUCCAGCAGGAGAAUGGGACUCAGCUUUCAAGUUGGUGAUUCAUUGAACUUUUCUUGCUUCCCUGGCUACCGACUUGAGGGAGAGAGCAAGAUCACUUGUCUGGGAGGAGGCAGGCGAGUCUGGAGCAACACGCUACCACGAUGUAUAGCUGAGUGUGGGGCCUCCUCACUGGGACCAGAAGGUGUUCUCCUUUCUCCAAAUUUCCCCUCCAACUACAAUAACAACCAUGAGUGCAUCUACCGCAUUACUACUGAAAAGGGCAAAGGAAUCAGGCUGAAAACUGAGAGCUUCUCAUUGCAGGAUGGAGAUUAUCUCAAGAGUCACACUUCUGAUGCCUGCGUUCAGACCCGCAGGGAGUCUGACAAGCGGAGCUCCAGGCUGGACCGCCGGCGGGCUCGAUCGGCUGACCUGGAGAAGAUAAGACGCUCGCAGCUGAUGGUGGUGGACGACCACUGGAUGACAGAGUACAUGCGCUGUUUCUCCGCCCGGCUUAGACAUGGCUGGUAAGGACAUGAGGAGGAAACAGUAGGAGCUGUGUGAGGUUACUAAAGGCAGUGGAUCCCUCAGCAGCUGGAUUACAAAGAGCACAGUCUCAGAUCAACACAGCGCUGCCCUCCAGCACUAUCAGCAGCAGGAGCAGCAGCAACCCCUCAACAGCAACAUUGUACCCAUCAGGAGGAGUAAUGACUCAUGUGAGCAGACAGAUGGACGACGGACGGUUCCCCGUGGCAGGAGCUCAUCGGUCCUGCAGCCGGAUGAGCUGAAAUGUGACUUAAUGCUUGAAGUGGGGACUCGUCUCUCUCUCUGAUUCCACUCCUCGUGUCUUGUUACCGCUCACCAGAGAUACAAGCAGAGGAGUAGGCAAGCAGAGACACAGGGAGGGAGACGUUGAGGCAGCAAACAUUUAAGAAAAUGUUUUCCUGAUUUUUGAGCCUCAUUUUGAAGUUGCAUGAAUAGUUUGUUAUAGUCAAAUUACAGCUCAGCUUGAUACCAGUGUCAAUUUAUUUAAUAUAUA